AUGUCGCUGAUGCUUGGGCGUUCAAUCAGUGUCAACUACUCUUUUACUUCAUUGACGUCACCAGCGGUCAUGGAGUCUCAAGACGAUGAAAGCCCGUUGUUUUAUUCCAACGAUGGAAUGCUGUCCGCAUCAGAGCUCUUCCUGUCGUCACCCGCCGUCGUCGACGGUCUUGAGGGUACUAGUGAUGCUGGGACCAGCUUAGCAGGCCCUUUUGACGGCGCUAUGGUUACUCCCGAAUGGAUGCGAUGCGACGCCGAACGCCCUGCGGCGACUCUUGGCGACGUGAUGAGCGACGCGAUGGGCGACGAGCGCGAAGGGGAUGCGAUUCUCUGCGAGCGACAGCAGUCGCUUGACCCGCUGACAGAGCUGCUGCAGUUUAGCACCGACGCGUUUGACGGCUGCGGGGCCGCGCUGCUACCUGAGAGUAUCCCGGAAUUUGCUCUCCCGUCUGUUAGAGUGUCUUGCGAAAACAUGUCCACUGAUGUCUACGUUCCUGCCGUCGCAGCCUGGUCGCACGAAGUCGCAGGGGAGUCGCAGGGAGUUCCGCAAACGAGGGUUAGUACAGACGAGUCGCUGACUGUAGCAGCGGAGGUUGACAAUAGUGCAGCAAACAACAGCGCUCUUGACGGCGUCACUCACGGCGCCAAAGACGGGUCACAUCUGGGAGAAACAGUGCAGGUUGCGAGAUCGAGCCGCAGCCCCUCUGGCGAUCAUCCAAUCAUGGGCGACGCGAAGCCUGUUACGGAACGACGCGUGACAUUUUCAGAUCCAUCCACCCCACAGCAGACGGGGACAGCUUCUCGAGUCGGUCUUUCCUCCUCCGCAACUUUCACACCGCUCUCUCUCCCUCCGCCAUCCCCGCUCUCCCUCCCCUCUGCGUCCCCCCGACCACUUUCCGCUUCCUCGCCACUCUCUCUUCCCCCUUCCACUCUCCCCUCCACCUCUGUCCCAUCCUCAUCUCUCCCCCCUCCGUCCCCGCUCUCCCUCCCGUCCUCGUCGUCGCUCCCCCUCCCCUCGCCGUCCGAACUCUCUUUGGCUUCCGCUUCCCCCUAUCUUCACUACCGCGGGGUGCGCCAGCGCCCGUGGGGGAAGUGGGCGGCAGAGAUUCGAGACUCCGCGAAGAGCGCGCGUGUGUGGUUGGGGACGUACUCCACGGAGGACGAAGCUGCUUUCGCGUACGACGCGGCGGCGCUCGCGAUUCGCGGUUCGCGCGCGAGAGUGAACUUCGAAGGGAGUCGCGAAUACGCGGCGCAAUUCGCGGAUGUCUUGGCGAAAAACGGCGGGAAAGUCGAUCGACGGCUGCAGAUUGCUCUCGGGAUCGAGACGAUGAGGCUGAUUAGGGAAGGCGCGGCGAAACACGUGGCCAGCUUACAGAGCGCCACGUCGGAACUUUGCAGGCCGUUCAGGGGUUUACGGUCGCGGCGGAGGAAAGUGAGUGUUGGGGGGGGAAGCGCGGGGGUUAGUUGCGGCGGCAGCGCGGAGGAGGAGACUGGCAAGGGCAUAGGCGGAAGCAUGGGGGGAGGCGGAGCUGUGUUGGGGGAAGAGGCAGAGUUGCGGGAGAACGUCUCAGUGGAUGUUCCUAUGUCGAGCGGUUCGGAUCCCAAAGCGGAGACAGGCGGAGAGAUGGUGACUGGGGUGGAGGGAGGGAAGGUGCUUCGAGUGGGGGAGGAAGAUACGAAGGGAGGGUUGAAACACAAAAAGCAGGAGCAUCAACAGCAGCAAAUACGGCUUGGGCAGCAGCAGCGUUUGGGGCAGCAAAAUCAACUGGGGCAACAACAAUCACAGCAGGAGCAACCCCCAGCCCACGCUGCUAAAGUUGAAGCCCAGAGCGAUAUGAUUGGCUUGGGGGAAAUCGACCUUCUUUUUGCUGCCCGGGCAGCAACAGCAGCAGCAGCAGCAGCAGCCGCCACAGCAGCAGCACCAGCAGCACCACCAGCAGCAGCAGCCGCCACAACAGCAGCAUUACCAGCAGCAGCAGCAGCAGCAGCAGCAGCAGCAGCAGCAGCAGCAGCAGCAGCAGCAGCAGCAGCAGCAGCAGCAGCAGCAGCAGCAGCAGCAGCAGCAGCAGCAGCAGCAGCAGCAGCAGCAGCAGCAGCAGCAGCAGCAGCAGCAGCAGCAGCAGCAGCAGCAGCAGCAGCAGCAGCAGCAGCAGCAGCAGCAGCAGCAGCAGCAGCAGCAGCAGCAGCAGCAGCAGCAGCAGCAGCAGCAGCAGCAGCAGCAGCAGCAGCAGCAGCAGCAGCAGCAGCAGCAGCAGCAGCAGCAGCAGCAGCAGCAGCAGCAGCAGCAGCAGCAGCAGCAGCAGCAGCAGCAGCAGCAGCAGCAGCAGCAGCAGCAGCAGCAGCAGCAGCAGCAGCAGCAGCAGCAGCAGCAGCAGCAGCAGCAGCAGCAGCAGCAGCAGCAACAGCUACAACAACCACUGCAGCAACAGCACACACCUCCUGGGUUUCCCUGGUGCUGGUGCUGCUCCUUGUAGUCACUUAA
Molecule: messenger RNA, 2481 nt
Organism: Closterium sp. Yama58-4
Lineage: Eukaryota; Viridiplantae; Streptophyta; Zygnematophyceae; Desmidiales; Closteriaceae
Source: the annotation of a GenBank genome assembly